Rhopalosiphum padi (bird cherry-oat aphid) is the source of this 1425-nucleotide messenger RNA. Its product is annotated as piggyBac transposable element-derived protein 4-like. NCBI's taxonomy places the organism in Eukaryota, Metazoa, Arthropoda, Insecta, Hemiptera, Aphididae. Bases 1 to 1425 code for a protein of 474 amino acids. The record is from RefSeq and is a predicted model, not a curated record. The transcript is spliced from 5 exons.
AUGGAGUGGACCAUAGAUGAGGUUCUAGAGUUCUUAGAGCUAUAUGAUGCUCAACAACAGAUUUGGAAUCCUCGCCAUCCUGAUCAUAAAAAUCGCAGUUUAGUUCACGAUGCUUGGAAGCAAAUUGAAAGCAAACUAAGCGUCAAAAGUGAUAUAACUGAAAUUAAAAAAAAAAAGGAUUCACUAAUGGCCGCGUAUCGAAAACUUUUAAAUAAAGUUAGGGCAAGCAAGGGUACUGGUAGUGGUACUGACGACGUGUACAAACCAGAUUGGUUUGCUUACGAAUCCAUGACAUUUUUAGAUGGCAUUUAUGAGGCAAAAAAAAACCAUUUCAACCUCGAUAUUGUUCCUAUCGACCGACCGUAUGAAAAUAAUGAUGAAGAUCCACCAGUGUGGAAGAUAAUGAAAAAAGAAAAAUAUCAAAUAUAUUCAAGCGAUUUGAGAAAUGUUGAUAUUAUAGAACUGCGAGCUUUUAUUGGCUUAUUAUUUUACUCCGCUGUGUUCAAAUCUAACCAUGAAGAUAUUUCUUCAAUAUUUGCCACUGAUGGGAGUGGAAGAGAUAUUUUUCGCUGUGUUACUAGUAAAAACCGUUUUUCUAUUUUACUUGCAUGUCUACGGUUUGAUAACCCCGACGAUAGAGAGGCCAGAAAAAUAAACGAUCCAGCCGCUGCUAUUUCUGGAAUAUUCAAUACAUUUGUCAAUAACUGUCAGUCUGUUUAUACAAUGGGUACAUGUGUAUGUGUAGAUGAAAUGUUAGUUGGAUUUCGAGGACGGUGUAAAUUCAAAAUGUAUUUACCACUCAAACCUGUAAAAUAUGGUUUAAAAAUUAUGUGUUUAGUUGACGCUAAAACCAAUUAUUUUUAUAACGGAUAUAUAUAUGUUGGAAAAGAUUCUGAUGGAAAUACUUUAGAUGAAAAUGAUAGAAAAUUUUCUAAACCUACUCAAUCUGUUUUACGUCUUACAAAGCCAAUAAAUAAAACUAAUCGUAAUAUCACUGCAGACAACUGGUUCACGUCAAUUGAACUUAUUGAAGAAUUAAAAAAGAGAGGGAAUACUUAUGUCGGUACUAUCCGGAAAAAUAAAAGAGAAAUUCCUCCAGAAUUUUUGCCUAAAAAAAAUCGUCAGGUCGGCUUGUCAUUAUUUGGUUUUACAAAAGAUAUUACUCUUGUUUCUUUUACUCCAAAAUCAAAUAAAUGUGUGAUUUUAGCAUCUUCUAUGCAUCAUGACAGCUCAAUUGAAAAUACUGGUAAACCUGAAAUAAUAGAAUUUUAUAACUCAACAAAAGGAGGUGUAGACAGCCUAGACCAAAAAUGUGCUAUUUAUUGUACUGGAAGACGAACUCGGCGAUGGCCAAUGGAAAUAUUUUUACCACAUUCAUUAGUUGUACCCGAGAUGGAAAGAAGACUUCAAAAUAAGAGAAAGUGA